Messenger RNA from Kuraishia capsulata CBS 1993, 1629 nucleotides. RefSeq lists its product as uncharacterized. Gene Ontology annotation, cellular component: endoplasmic reticulum membrane. The transcript has a single exon. Gene Ontology annotation, molecular function: dolichol kinase activity. The record is from RefSeq and is a predicted model, not a curated record. Gene Ontology annotation, biological process: dolichyl monophosphate biosynthetic process. Lineage: Eukaryota; Fungi; Ascomycota; Pichiomycetes; Pichiales; Pichiaceae. Bases 1 to 1629 code for a protein of 542 amino acids.
AUGCCGCCCAGAAAAAGCACUAGGUCGAAAACCAGACAAAGAGUGAAUGAAGAACGGGUGGAACCGGCUGCUGUGGAGCAGGUUGCCGAAAAACCCACCGAGGAAGACUCAGAUGCCAAAACAAUGGUCCAAUAUAUCGUCGAAAGACUAGAGAUGGCAACAACACCUCAGAGGUUUGUCCAGGUAAUGGGACUGCUUUUCAUCAUUAAUCUCUUUUAUCUCUACAACAUUGAUGAUGCUGAUGCCAAGGAAAACUUAAUUACCGUGGGUUUGACACUGCUUGGCCUACUCACCCAAGUGGCAGUGAUCUUUAACCACCAAUUUAAACAGUACUCGGCUCAGCUUUUGACUGACGAACCUGAUACUGCUCAGGAACCGCAAUUUCCAGAUUUCGAUAUGAUAUACGCAGUGCUGCUGCCGUUGCUCGUUUGUUUGGUGACCAAGCCCAGCUACCUUCCGUUCGUGGUGGGAUCUGUAUGUCAGGUGACUGGAAUGGCUGAUUUGCCCAAACUACUAAUUGCAGUGGCCGCUGAGUAUCAGGCUGCGGGAAUAGAGGAUAGAAGAUUGGCUCAGUUUCUUGCUGCGCCGGUUCUGCACUUGUUGAUAUCUAAAGGGUUUGGGUUCUAUGCGGGAUCAUCUCUCUCCAAUGCUGAGAAGCAGAUGUUUUCUACUCUUCUGGUAUCGCUGGUUUUUGGGGUCGACUCGUACUCACAGAUUACCAUGGUUAUUCUCCAGAAGCUGUCGAUUGCUUUGGUUGGUUGUCUGGUGCUUUAUACUCCCGUUUACAAGAUGUAUCUUGCCCAGCCUGGUCAUGCGCGAACUGGACUACUGACCUUGCUGUAUCUCAGCUUUAGUUCAACCUUCUUCUUUGCAUCCGUCUACCAGCUCAAGGGAGCUUUGGGUCAGCAUCCUCUGACAUGGCUAAAUUUGUUUUUUCAACAAGGAGACCGUCUCAGGAUUUUGGGUGCUUGGUUGAUUUCGCUCGUAUUGCUGGUACCACUCGUUUUUAGACUAUCGCCUUCAUGGGCUCUUGAUACUCGCAGAAAGGUCUGGCAUUUUACUAUCGUGGCCAUACUGACAUAUCCUUUGGUUUCAGACCCAUUUUUUGUGUCGUUGGCUUUAAUUGGAGUGAUUGGGCUAUUUGUUCUAAUUGAGCUACUGCGGGCUUUGAGACUGCCUCCACUGGGGCCUUUCAUAGCUGACAGUCUCGACAAAUUUCGAGAUGAAAGGGACAAAAAUGGUCCCUUGGUCAUCUCAUAUAUUUUCCUGUUGCUUGGAAUUGCACUUCCACUGUUCUGGAGUGGAAACGCUUCCACUGAAGCAGCUGUAUCUGGACUCAUAUCGGUUGGACUUGGAGAUGCUAGUGCCUCGCUGGUCGGAACCAGAUUUGGGCGUCAUCACUGGUGGGACUCCAAGAAGUCUGCCGAGGGAACAAUUGCAUUUGUUAUUGUUUCUACACUGACUCUCGCUGCAUUCGAUAAAGUGGCAGGCAUUGACUACUCUGUUCCAGACAUUGCAGUGGCUUGCGUGAUUGCUGCAGGACUUGAGGCCGUAUCCGACAUCAAUGACAAUAUUGUCGUUCCCACAGUAAUGUUUAUUACCCUGUCUACGCUGAAAUCUAGAACCUGA